AUGCUAACGCUGAAUGUAGCUGACUUCAUUUAUAAUAAUUAUGUCCAAGCACUGACAAUUAUCUCUACAACAAACAUAUUCCUCGCCAACUUCCAUGCGUCAAAUGCUGCCCUCGAGCCCAACUUCGAAGAUGAUCUCAAGGACGAGCACCAGGUUUUACAAUGCCUUGCACGCAAGAAGGAAGAAUCCAGCAUUGAAAUUGACUAUGUAAAAGCAUUGAAUGAGUAUGACAAGGCUCAUACCCUUGAUUUACGGGUCAAUUAUUCUACAAGGGAAUCUGGUGACAUACGCCGCUGUCAUUCACAUGCUAUUAACAAACAUGAUCAGAAGCUCGAGGUUGUCAUCAAUUAUGAACAUCAAAUGGCCCUUGACUUGAGAUGGGGUCCAGACCACCCAGAGCGGAUCAAGGCACAAUCAUGCAUUACCAAUCGGCUGUUCCACAAGGCUGUAGACGACGUUGAACGUCUUAUCAUCAUGUGUCUGCUUGAGUUGACUAAGUUGCAAAUGAGUGGACUAGGUAAGGCUUGA
Molecule: messenger RNA, 528 nt
Organism: Suillus bovinus
Lineage: Eukaryota; Fungi; Basidiomycota; Agaricomycetes; Boletales; Suillaceae
Exons: 2
Coding region: 1-528 (175 amino acids)
Source: RefSeq, a predicted model, not a curated record